AUGUUCAUGAAGGUAGGUAAGGAUGGCUUCUUCUUUGCGGACGGCUCUGAGGAUCCGUGUCCCGCGGGGGAUGUCCUUUCCCGGAAGAUGUGCCGCGUCACCGGCAUGGAGGUCUGCCAACAGUUGGAGCGCGUCAGCUGGAAGAAGUAUGACCUCAUGAAGUGGAACUGUCAGCAGUUUUGCCGGCACAUGUUCGAGCAGGUGCCCGAGGUCUACACAGGGAGUGCCGCCACUCCGGGGGCUUAG
Symbiodinium natans is the source of this 246-nucleotide messenger RNA. Lineage: Eukaryota; Dinophyceae; Suessiales; Symbiodiniaceae. The record is from the annotation of a GenBank genome assembly.